UAAUAUUUAUUAAUACAUUUAUGUACAUAAAAAUGUAAUUUCUCUUUAAAAUCGUAAAUUGCAGAGUAUUCUGUGUUUCGAUCUACGGCAUGUUAUUGUUGACAUUUGUGCUUUGAUAACCGUGUUUCUUGUCGUUAAAAGAAACUUCUUACGAAGCAUACAUAUAGUACUACACAGCAUAUUUGCUCGUAAUGUUUCGUGUAUACAACUCUGUAUAUACAGGCUAAUUGACCGAAAAUUUAAGCGUGCGCGAUCAGAUAGUACUUUGAAUGUAGCGUACGUUGUCUAACAAGCAAGAAGUAAUUGUCAAACAGAAUCAUCGACUAUGUUUAAAAUUCUUACACAAAAUAUGUAUACUGCGGCCAUUCUUAUUUUACGGACGCUGACGAUUGGCAAAUUGGCAACGACGCUUCUAACGUAUUCUGAGGGAUGAAGGCAAUUAUUUUCUUCUGGUAUUAUUCAUAUUUAUCUACAGUGUUUUACAAGGAAGUUUGAAAGUAUGCGACCGGAUUCACGUAGCAUUUCGUUUACGUUUCAUCGAGAAGUUCUAAGUAUCAAAAAUUCAUCAGAAAUCCCGAAGAAUCCGAAGAAUCUGAGACGACGUCUUCAAGAUCAUUUCGUUAAAAAAAAGGAUGAUGAUUCCUGCAAGGAAAAAGUGUCGAAAGAUAAACAAACGAGUAAUCGAAGUUGGAAUAAUUUAACACUCGGAAAUGUAUCGGCAGAUUCCAGACGAGCUUUACGGAGCGGAGCUGAUAAAUUGUCCAAAACUAUGUCUUCCGUUCGUACAACUUUUGGAAGUAUAUCACAGAAAUUUAGAAGCUCAACGCACAGACGACAAAGGCUGGAGGAACAACAGACACCGAACAGUGCUUCCAAGAUGCAAACACCUCAGACUCGCUCUCGACAACUCCUUGGACGAACACCGACCAAACUUUACAGCCCCUUUGGCAUCGAAACGCCCAGGCAUUCGUGGGAUAAAGAAAACGACAAAACACCUGUACAUACUCCUGCAGCAAGUAGUACACGUAUCGCUCAGUGCAGACCCUUUAGUUUUGCAAGAGCAAAGGGAUUCUCAAUGCUAAUUAUGUGUUCCGUAUUUAUAUUUUUUUAUACGUGUUUAUAUCCAUAAUUAGUUUUAUUGCAACGACUAAUAAAGAAAAUAAAACAACAAACAA
Megachile rotundata (alfalfa leafcutting bee) is the source of this 1175-nucleotide messenger RNA. RefSeq lists its product as uncharacterized. Lineage: Eukaryota; Metazoa; Arthropoda; Insecta; Hymenoptera; Megachilidae. The record is from RefSeq and is a predicted model, not a curated record.